Scheffersomyces coipomensis is the source of this 2139-nucleotide messenger RNA. Its product is annotated as tRNA (uracil) methyltransferase. The record is from RefSeq and is a predicted model, not a curated record. The transcript has a single exon. NCBI's taxonomy places the organism in Eukaryota, Fungi, Ascomycota, Pichiomycetes, Serinales, Debaryomycetaceae. Gene Ontology annotation, molecular function: tRNA (uridine) methyltransferase activity. Gene Ontology annotation, biological process: tRNA methylation. Bases 403 to 2037 code for a protein of 544 amino acids.
CAUAAGAAUAAGAAGAAAAAGAGAUCAUAUCUCGACUCCAACAAUUCCAGUAACAAUAGCUCUGGAGCUAUUGCCAAUCCAGUGGUUGUUCUCAGUCAAUGUCAACAUCUUGCUCUUAGAGAAAGUGUAUGGCAUUUAUCUAAGAAGGGAACAGAGAUAUUCAAGUGCCAUUAUUGUUACAAGAAGCACAAGUUUUCCGAUGUUACAGAGGCGUAUUUCAUCGAUUUAUAGGGUUUAUAGAAUUAGGUUUGUAUUAUAGGUUUUAAGUAUACAAAGGAUUAUAUCAAUGCAAAAAAUUUGCGAAGGCUUCACUUGCCUGAAAAAUAAAAAAAAAUAUUUUUGAGCCUAUGUAUCAAACCAGAAAGACAAAGAGAUAGUAAAAGGUCUGGGAGCAAACAUACGAUGGGUGACAAGAGUAAUGGGAAGUCUGAGACAUUAUUGAUAGAGGAAGAAUCCAUAUUGGGAUACCCUUGGAUUCCGAUAUACGAAAAACCAGUGAAUUUUGAUGCAAAUCAUUUUGAAACUGCUAUGUCAAAUUUAAUCAAACAACCAAAUAUCAAUUCAACUGUUAUAAUGAGAGCAGACAUCUUAACGGAAAACAUCUACGAUCCUGAAAAGGGAGAUACCAAGUUUGUCAGUAAACUUGUGAAUCAAAUGCCUGAGUUCCCAUCAUCUGACGAAUCAGCCAUACUUAAACGAGAUUUGACUGAUGUGACUUUACGAUCCAUUCCAUCAUCUCAAGAUGAUCAAAACUUACAUUUGAAACCAAAAUAUGAAAUCAUAAGGCGAAUCAUACCGAGAAAUCCAUUCAAAGAUUAUAUCAUUAAUCAAACGUGUUUAGUACUAGCAAAUGGUACUGAAAGUGUAUUGGUUGUAUAUAUACCUCAUAUCUCCUCAAAAGAAGAAGUCCCAUUUUAUUUACCCGAAGUUUAUGGAGUAGGGAUAUUGUAUCAUAAGAAGUCAUUAUCAAUUCAUUAUUUACCAUUUGGAUAUCAAGGUGAAUCAAAAGUGGAAUAUAACGCCUUAAAAUCGUUAGAUUCGGGAAAUAGAGCCAUCAGAAUCGCAUUGAGAUUAUUGGAAACAUCAUAUAAACAUUCUAAUGGAGUUAUGGCAGGGUACGAAAAGAGAGUCAAUCAUGAUAUGAUUGUUCCUAAAAUUGCAUUUCAAAACAGAUAUAUCAGUUUAAAAAAGAAAUAUUCUUCUGAUUUAGUUAAUCUGUGGAGUGAAAGUACUGAUCCUAAGAAGCAUGUAUUUGAAGAUCUUGCCAUAGCUGCAUUUUUAAUUGAAUUCUGGAAGAUCUUAUAUAAGGAAGAUGAAGAGUUUGAAUUCAGAGAUUUAGGAUGUGGUAAUGGGUUACUUGUAUAUAUUUUGAAUAAUGAGGGGUAUAAAGGGAUUGGUAUUGAUGCCAGAGCUCGAAAAUCAUGGAUAGGAUAUCCUGAAAGUGUACAAAACAAUUUAAAAGAGCAAAUCGUCAUCCCAAGCAUAUUAUUAAAACCUCACCCAGCUGUUGCUAAAAUGGCUCCCCAUCUUAAAGAUAAUGGUCGAUAUUUUCAAAUUCCUGAUUCACCUUCAUCAUAUUAUUCAUCAGCCAGUUUACUUGCUUCUGACAAAGUAUGUACUAUGGAAGAUUUCCCUAAGAAUACCUUUAUAAUUGGAAAUCAUUCUGAUGAAUUGACGUGUUGGAUCCCUCUUUUAGGGUAUCCUUUCAUGGUUAUUCCAUGUUGUUCUCAUUCUGUGUCAGGUAUAAAAGUAAGAUUCACUCCAAGAAAGAACUCUCCAUCAAGCAAUUCUACAUAUGCAAGUCUUGUAGAUCAUGUGGAAGACUUAUCUAUCACUAUGGGGUGGAAUGCUAAAAAGGAAAUGUUAAGAAUUCCAAGUACUAGAAACGCUGCUAUCAUUGGAACUGAAAGAAGUAUCAUUGAAAAUGAAGAAUCUUACCAAACUAGACUAUUAGACAUUCUUGCAUUAGAAGGAGGUACUGAAGGCUGGGUUGAGAAUUCAGUUGCCUUAAUGAAAAGACCACCUAGAAAUCAUUAGAUUUAGAUAAUUAGAUAUAUUAUAAUGUAAAUAAUUGCAACUUUAAUUAUGUCCUAAAUAGGCAACAUUUCCUGUACAUAACCCAUCUAACACUAACACGAA